UAUGCAUGGCAGUGCAUGGCAAAUUUAUAAACAGUAAUUUUUCACUUUUGUAAUCAAUGUCUUCCAAUAUCUGUCCGUUUAAAUUUAAGUCUUUGGCAGAAAGGAAAUCUAGAAAUAAUAUUUACUAUGAAAUAUUCAAAUGGAAGAUGCAACAGGCGCCAAAAAAUAUAAAUCAAUUCUGUGAUUCGUCCUUGAACGGAACGGAGAGAAAAUCACUAGUUUGCUGGCUCAGAAAUUUGGAAGACAAAACCUCAAGCCAAUAUCUUCAAAUUGUGUUCUCGUUUUCCAUACCAAAUUCCGAGAAUCUUGAGAAAAUUAGUAGCUUAGGAAAGGCCGUAAUAUCAGCUGGGGCUGGUACUGGCUAUUGGGAAUAUCUGUUGUCACGAUUCUAUGGCGUGGACGUGAUUGCAUUCGACAGCAAUACAACUUAUCCCGAAAACAUGCAUUAUAUGCUAAUUAAAAAAGACGGUCCAGAAAUAUUGAAGAAUUUUGGUGAUAGAGCAUUGUUUUUGGCUUGGCCCGACAAAGACGAAGAGAGUACGUUUUCCUCAGACUGUUUACUUCAUUACGGUGGCGAUAUCGUGAUUCACGUCGGGGAACUGUUUGGAGAAACGUUCUCGAAGAAUCCCUGGGGACAGUCCACGUCGAGGUCAUUUCAACUUAAACUGGCUGAAGAAUUCCGUUGUAUGUACCGAAGACGUCUGACCAGCUGGCCUGGUUAUAUAGACACCCUAAGCAUCUGGUGCAGGAUUGACAGCGCUAUUGAUUGUGAUGGUGGGAUGUUCUGUUAUGUUCCUGCAGGAUAUUCAACCUGCCUUGCCGGAGAAAUUUGACUGAGCUUUGAUGAA
This is a messenger RNA of Dendronephthya gigantea, 848 nucleotides long. RefSeq lists its product as uncharacterized. Bases 57 to 833 code for a protein of 258 amino acids. The transcript has 5 exons. The record is from RefSeq and is a predicted model, not a curated record. Lineage: Eukaryota; Metazoa; Cnidaria; Anthozoa; Malacalcyonacea; Nephtheidae.